GCCAAUCUUUUCUGCGUUCGUCACGUACAUACUUUUGUCUCUGUUAAAUCGCAUUUUCUAUUUAUGAGGAGAAUAUGCUUUAAGUUACUAAAAUUGGUAGAAAGGCGAUGGCUACUGAAGUUAUGUCUGUGCCUGAAGUAAAAUCGCAGCCUUACUGGAGCAGAAGAAAGAUUUAUACUUCAAAUGGUAGAGUUCCCGAGCUUAACAAUGGCAAUGUAACGAAAGAUGUGAAUGGAGAUGCAUCGAGUAAUGGAACAAUACCCCUUCAUCGUAAAAGAACGGCUGUCUUAACCAGGAGAAAAACCUUUCAUGGACAAAUCCCGAUUGAAUCAAGAUAUGUAAGUACUCAACCUGCCAAAUUCAGGAGACCUCGCCGAUCGGUAUCUGACGAGAGUACGAUAUCUUCGUCCUCGUCCGUCACGACAGCUAAUGAAGAAAAAUCUGCAUACCAAGAAGCGAUGGAGAAGUUGUCACAUGAUGAACGCUGGAAAAAAGAAAUAGCCCUUGGCACUCGUAUUGGCUUCUACAGGCUUUACAGAGAUGUUGGGAAAGGAAAUUUUUCGAAAGUAAAGAUGGCAGUUCAUUAUCUAACGAAAGAAAAAGUGGCCGUCAAGAUCAUUGACAAAACUAAGCUUCAAACGAAGAACAAACAAAUGCUCAGCAAGGAAGUGUCCGCAAUGGAAUCCAUUCAGCAUCCACACAUUAUCAGAUUGUAUGAAGUCAUAGAAACGCCUGCAAAGAUGUUUUUAGCUAUGGAAUUCGCAGAAGGAGGAGAAUUGUUCCACAGGAUUGCAAAUGAUGGUCGAAUACCAGAAAAUGAUGCCAAAAUCAUAUUCUCCCAGCUUUCUUCUGCUGUUGCCCAUAUGCACAAGCACAACAUCGUUCACCGAGAUUUAAAAGCAGAAAACGUAUUUAUCACUCGAAAAAACCUAAUCAAAGUUGGGGAUUUCGGCUUCAGUACAAUAAUACAGAAUCCCAAGGAAAUACUUCUAACCUUCUGUGGAUCUCCGCCAUAUGUAGCUCCAGAAAUUUUCCAGAAUGAAAACUAUGUUGGUCCAAGCGUUGAUGUAUGGUCACUCGGUGUUCUGCUUUAUUUCAUAGUAACAGCUUCACUGCCUUUCAAGGGAGACACUGUUUCAGUUGUGAAGAAGAAGAUACUCACAGGAAGCUUUACCAUUCCAAAGUUCGUGUCCAAAGAAUGUUCUGAUCUCAUCAACGGAUUGCUGCAAUUAGAUCCUAAUAAACGCUUCUCUUGUAACCAAAUUCGAAACUGCUCUUGGUUGAAAGGUAUACCAUUUCCUAACGCAAACAACGGGAAAAGUCUUUCAAAUGAAAAAGAGAUCAAAGCCAUUUUAGAAAGAAUGGGGAUUACAGAAAAUCUUCUACAAGAGCAUAAAAGCAAAGGAGCUAGGAGUAGUGUUAUUGGAACCUAUCGAAUAAUUGCCCAUAAAAAUGAAGAAAAACAUUGUGCCGAAGAAAUGGAGAAGAAACAAAAGAAAAUCACCAUUUCUUGCCCGUCUUUCAAAUCUAAAACUUGCACAAUUCUCUAGCUGGCACUCGGAUUCAUUUAACACUGUAUUGUUUGUAUUUAACCGUUUACCUACUACUGUUUCCAAAUGAAAACUUACUAUAUUACUAAUGCUUCCCGCCUUAUGAGCCAGUUACGUUUAGAGGUGAUGUGACACAUACGGAAGUGGCAGUUCCGUAUAAGUGGCAUUUUCGGAUAUUAUUCUUGCGAGAACGUGAAAUUUUCUAACAGAUGCAACCAGUUAUGAACUACACGUGACACUUCCGCAUAGCCUGUCAGUAACAAUUAAUCGGCCUUAUUAUUUAUUGACAUGGCAUUUCUUAAGUAGUGCCCAAUCCUACUCUGAAUGUUUCGUGAUUGAGUAUUCUUUCUCGAGUGUUCUGAGCGUUCUAUUAGUUUUUCUUUUCUUUCAUCCUUUUGAAACAUUUCUUUUUCAAAUAUCACAAAGUUUGAACGUUCUUUACAAUGUUUUUUUUUUCGAACA
Molecule: messenger RNA, 2012 nt
Organism: Stegodyphus dumicola
Lineage: Eukaryota; Metazoa; Arthropoda; Arachnida; Araneae; Eresidae
Product: serine/threonine-protein kinase NIM1-like
Biological process (GO): protein phosphorylation; microtubule cytoskeleton organization; intracellular signal transduction
Cellular component (GO): cytoplasm
Molecular function (GO): tau-protein kinase activity; ATP binding
Source: RefSeq, a predicted model, not a curated record